Molecule: messenger RNA, 3196 nt
Organism: Grammomys surdaster
Lineage: Eukaryota; Metazoa; Chordata; Mammalia; Rodentia; Muridae
Gene: Slc4a5
Product: solute carrier family 4 member 5
Exons: 24
Coding region: 48-3053 (1001 amino acids)
Biological process (GO): monoatomic anion transport; bicarbonate transport; regulation of intracellular pH
Cellular component (GO): plasma membrane
Molecular function (GO): sodium:bicarbonate symporter activity; solute:inorganic anion antiporter activity; monoatomic anion transmembrane transporter activity
Source: RefSeq, a predicted model, not a curated record
UCCUGGGGGAGGAAGAUGAGGCUCCCAACCCCACCCUCUUCACAGAGAUGGACACUCUGCAGCAUGAUGGGGACCAGAUGGAGUGGAAGGAGUCGGCCAGGUGGAUAAAAUUUGAAGAAAAGGUAGAGGAAGGAGGAGAACGCUGGAGCAAGCCCCAUGUGUCCACGCUGUCCCUUCACAGCCUCUUUGAGCUCCGCACCUGCCUGCAGACAGGGACGGUGCUGCUGGAUCUGGACAGCGGCUCUCUACCGCAGAUCAUAGAUGAUGUCAUUGAGAAGCAGAUAGAAGAUGGACUUCUGCGACCAGAGCUCCGGGAAAGGGUCAGCUACGUGCUACUGAGGAAGCAUCGUCACCAAACCAAGAAGCCCAUCCACCGUUCCCUUGCAGACAUCGGGAAGUCGGUUUCCACUACGAAUCGCAGCUCUGCCCGGAGCCCGUCAGCGGGCCCAACUCUGCACCGCUCCACCGAGGACCUGAGGAUUCGGCAAAGCACCAGCUAUGGUCAUCUGUGCCAGGCCCAGAGCAGAAGCAUGAAUGACAUCUCUCAUACCCCAAACACAGACCAGCGGAAAAACAAAUUCAUGAAGAAGAUCCCCAAGGACUCGGAAGCUUCCAACGUGCUUGUGGGCGAGGUGGACUUCCUGGACCAGCCAUUCAUUGCAUUUGUUCGUCUUGUCCAGUCUGCCAUGCUGGGAGGGGUGACAGAGGUGCCUGUCCCCACCAGAUUUCUCUUCAUACUUCUAGGACCUUCUGGGAGAGCAAAGUCCUAUAAUGAAAUUGGCCGAGCCAUUGCAACCCUCAUGGUGGAUGAUCUAUUCAGCGACGUGGCUUACAAAGCUCGGAGCCGGGAAGAUCUGAUCGCAGGAGUUGAUGAAUUUCUAGAUGAGGUCAUUGUCCUUCCCCCUGGAGAAUGGGAUCCAAACAUCAGAAUUGAGCCGCCCAAGAAAGUUCCCUCAGCUGACAAGAGGAAAUCUGUGUUCUCUCUGGCAGAGCUGGGGCAGAUGAAUGGCUCUGUGGGCGGAGGCGGAGCUUCGGCUGGAGGAGGCGGCGGUGGCGGAGGGGCUGGAGGCGGUGGGGCCGGCGGAGUGGGCAGUGGCGAUGAAGCUGAGAUGCCAGCUAUGCACGAAAUCGGGGAGGAGCUGAUCUGGACCGGAAGGUUCUUUGGAGGACUACGUCUGGAUAUCAAGAGGAAGCUACCCUGGUUCCCAAGUGACUUCUAUGAUGGAUUCCACAUCCAGACCAUCUCUGCUGUCCUGUUCAUCUACCUCGGUUGUAUCACGAAUGCGAUCACCUUCGGUGGGCUUCUGGGGGAUGCCACAGACAAUUAUCAGGGAGUAAUGGAGAGCUUCCUGGGCACUGCCAUGGCUGGCAGCUUGUUCUGUCUCUUCUCGGGGCAGCCUCUCAUCAUCCUCAGCAGCACAGGACCCAUCCUCAUCUUUGAGAAGCUCCUCUUUGACUUCAGCAAGGCCAAUGGCCUGGACUACAUGGAGUUCCGCCUCUGGAUUGGUCUUCACUCAGCCAUCCAGUGCCUUAUCCUGGUGGCCACAGAUGCCAGCUUUAUCAUCAAGUAUAUCACACGCUUCACCGAGGAGGGCUUCUCCACCCUCAUCAGCUUCAUCUUCAUCUACGACGCCAUCAAAAAGAUGAUUGGUGCCUUCAAAUACUAUCCCAUUAACACGGACUUCAAGCCGGACUCCAUCACCACCUACAAAUGCGAGUGCGUCGCUCCUGACACAGUGAAUACAACCAUGGUCAAUGCCUCAGCCCCGCUGACACCAAACACCAACACAUCCCUGUACACCCCCCUUAACCUCACAGCGCUGGACUGGUCCCUGCUGAGCAAGAAGGAGUGUCUGAGCUACGGUGGGCGCCUUCUUGGGAGCUCCUGCCAAUUCGUCCCAGACCUGGCGCUCAUGUCCUUCAUCCUUUUCUUUGGGACUUACUCCAUGACCUUGACUCUGAAGAAAUUCAAAUUCAGCCGCUAUUUUCCCACCAAGGUCCGGACUCUGGUGGCUGACUUCUCCAUCGUCUUCUCCAUCCUGCUCUUCUGUGGAAUUGAUGCCUGUUUUGGGCUGCAAACCCCCAAGCUGCACGUGCCUAAUGUCAUCAAGCCCACAAGGCCUGACCGAGGCUGGUUUGUUGCCCCCUUUGGGAAGAACCCUUGGUGGGUGUACCCUGCCAGUAUCCUGCCCGCCCUGCUGGUGACCAUCCUGAUCUUCAUGGACCAGCAGAUCACUGCUGUCAUUGUCAACCGGAAGGAGAACAAGCUGAGGAAGGCCGCCGGCUACCAUCUGGACCUCUUCUGGGUGGGCAUCCUCAUGGCCCUGUGCUCCUUCAUGGGGCUCCCCUGGUAUGUGGCUGCCACGGUCAUCUCCAUCGCCCACAUUGACAGCCUCAAGAUGGAGACGGAGACCAGUGCCCCAGGGGAGCAGCCGCAGUUCCUGGGGGUCAGGGAGCAAAGAGUUACUGGAGUCAUGGUCUUCAUCCUGACAGGCAUCUCCGUCUUCCUGGCUCCUAUCCUGAAGUACAUCCCCAUGCCAGUGCUCUAUGGAGUCUUCCUCUACAUGGGAGUGGCCUCCCUGAAUGGCAUCCAGUUCUGGGAACGCUGUAAGCUUUUCCUCAUGCCAGCCAAGCACCAGCCAGACCACACCUUCCUGCGCCACGUACCCCUUCGUCGGAUCCACCUGUUCACGCUGGUGCAGAUCCUCUGCCUGGCCCUGCUCUGGAUCCUUAAGUCAACCAUGGCUGCCAUCAUCUUUCCGGUCAUGAUCCUGGGCCUUAUCAUUGUUAGAAGGCUCCUGGACUUGAUUUUCUCCCAGCAUGACCUGGCCUGGAUUGACAAUAUCCUCCCAGAGAAGGAGAAAAAGGAGACAGACAAGAAAAAGAAGAGAAGGAAAGAGGUCCACGAGAACGCAGAGGAGGAGGUGGGGAUGCCCCAGUCCCUUCCUCCCUCAGUUGUAAAGAUCCCCAUGGAAGGUCUCCCAUCUGAUCCCCAAAAUGGUAUCCACUGCGUUGCCAGAAAAAGAUCUUCCAGUUGGAGCUACUCUCUCUGACUCCUCCUUCAGUGGCUCAGAACUGGACCGAAGCAUCACCUUGCAUUUCAAAAUCUCUUGUCCGGCUUCACCUGCUUUCAACUACUCACGGAAUCCAGUCUUCAUGGUGCCACAGGUGAGGAUAGAGAUGGAGUCUGACCUCA